Panonychus citri (citrus red mite) is the source of this 1278-nucleotide messenger RNA. It is a transcript of the gene IFT52, whose product is annotated as intraflagellar transport protein 52 homolog. The transcript has 4 exons. Bases 1 to 1278 code for a protein of 425 amino acids. The record is from RefSeq and is a predicted model, not a curated record. Lineage: Eukaryota; Metazoa; Arthropoda; Arachnida; Trombidiformes; Tetranychidae. Gene Ontology annotation, biological process: cilium assembly; intraciliary transport. Gene Ontology annotation, cellular component: centriole; cilium; intraciliary transport particle B.
AUGACAAUCACAAUGAUGGAUAAAGACAAUUUGGUGACAAUUAUAUUUGAUUGUUCAAAGAACAAUUUAUUUACACCUCAACAAGGAUUCAAAGUGUUGACAAGAAGAUUUAAAACUUCAGGUUAUAAAGUAAUCAGUAACAAAGAUGAAAUUUCAAGUGAUACAUUGAAUCAAGCCUCGAUUUUCGUCAUAUCUACUCCAAAGGAAAAAUAUUCAGAUCUUCAGAUUAAUCAUCUGAAAAAAUAUAUUUCCAAUGGUGGGAAACUUUGGUUAAUGAUGAAUGAAGGAGGCGAUCGGAGGCAAUCAUCAAAUGUUAAUUUAAUCUUGGAAAACACUGGAAUAACAAUUAACAAUGAUACUGUUGUUCGUAAUUCAUAUUUUAAAUAUCUCCAUCCAAAAGAAGCCUUAAUCACCAAUGGAAUCCUUAAUCGUGGUAUAUUAACUGUCGCAGGGAAAUUGAAAAAUUUAACUGAAUCAAAAGGAUCAAGUUUACAAUCAAUUAAUUAUGUUUAUCCUUUCGGUGCGAGUUUGAAUGUAAUUAAACCAGGAAUCGGGGUUCUAUCAACUGGAUCAGUUUGUUUUCCGCUCAAUCGGCCAACGAUUGCUUUUUAUACCGAUCAAUUAUCGGGUGGUAAGUUAAUUGUCACCGGAUCAUCACAAAUGUUUACCGAUAGUUACAUUGAGAAAGAAGAUAAUUCAUUGAUUAAAGACAUUAUUUUGGAAUUCUUGCUGGAGGCCAUUUUUCCGAUCGAUACAAUCGAUGCCGAAGAUCCGGAAGUCAGUGAUUACCAUACGGUUCCUGAUAUCGCUUCACUUGCUGAGGAGCCGCUUUCGUGUCUACAGGAAACGGAAGAUGCUCCUUCGGACUACACGAAGCUUUUCACUCAACAAAUCUACGAAAUUGAUAACACUUUGUUGGCCAAAGUGAUCGCCGCUUAUAAGGAUUUCCAUAUGGAAAAAGAGGUUCUAAAGUUAAUUAAACCUCAGUUCGACUCACCAUUACCUAACCUCGAACCUGCAGUUUUCUCUCCUAACUUUCGUUGUCACCCGAAGCCUAAUCUUGAGCUGUUUGACCUCGACCAGGCCUUUAGUUCAAUUCCAGCUCGAUUAGCUCAAAUUGUGAAUAAAUGUACCGAUGAUGAUAUCGAUUAUUAUAUCAAAGAGUGCGCUAUGGUUCUUGGUCUAUCCGGUUCUGAGAAAAUGAACUCGAAACAAAUUUUGGAAAAAAUUUUCAACAAAAUUGUUCUUUACAAGAAAGUGAACAUUGACAAAGACUAA